Sipha flava (yellow sugarcane aphid) is the source of this 4725-nucleotide messenger RNA. RefSeq lists its product as uncharacterized. The transcript is spliced from 18 exons. Bases 398 to 4363 code for a protein of 1321 amino acids. Gene Ontology annotation, molecular function: guanyl-nucleotide exchange factor activity; protein binding. Gene Ontology annotation, biological process: activation of GTPase activity. Lineage: Eukaryota; Metazoa; Arthropoda; Insecta; Hemiptera; Aphididae. The record is from RefSeq and is a predicted model, not a curated record.
AUUCGCAGGUGCCCGCGACAGUGCUUCACCGCAACGUGUUCGGCGACGUAGUAGUCGUUUUCCGUGCCGACCGACUCCGUCUUUGGGAUCUUGUAUUGAUUUUUACCGAUUUUACACUUUUUUCGUUUACUUUUUGUUUUGAUUUUUUUUUUUUUUUUUGUUCUUCUUCCCGGUGUGCGUGCGCCUUUUUGCGAUUUCCUCGAAAACAUACAAAAAACAGACAACGUGUGUGACCCCCGUGUUCUUACUUUUUCCCGCCGUUUAUGUGCGACCGUGAACGCGUCCGACCGAUGGAUAACCUACCCGAGGAAAUAAUAACAUCACAACGUAAGAGGACGAUGUCGCACGAGCGGGAGUAGAACGCGUACGGGUACAGUGUGCGGCAACCACAGCAACCAUGAUGAUCACCGAAACCGCGGUGAUGGCCAACGGCGGCGGCAAGAUAAAACGUUCGAGUUUCAGGUCCCGCGGCGGUCCGGGCUCGCACAACAGCGGCGGCGGCGGCGGCGGCAGCAUGCGUGGCUACCGGGCGGUCCGAGUAACGGUGCCGUCCACGGUGGUCGCCGAGCUGGCGUCCAAGUUCAACGCGGUGGUGGUGGACGCAGACAGGGGGGCCACGGCACGGGACAUAAUCAAAAAAGUGAACAAAACGCUGGCCAAGGGCGCGGCUGUGCGGGCCACGGUCGAGAAGUUCGAGUCGGCCGCGGAAAAGAAGCACCACGGUGGUACUACCGGUGACCACCACGUGGUCGUGGUGCGGACCAACUCGUCGACGCAGUUACGUACGGCCGAGGCAACCCAGGAACAACGGUCGUCCGCCGCUACGGCGGCAGCUGUGGCCGCCGGACAGCGAUCGUCCGCGUCCUUGGUGAAACUGCGUAUGGAACAGUUCCAGAACGGUAAGAAGCUUCAGAAGCCCAGCGUUCUGGGCCCGAAGCCUAAAGUGUCCGAGGCGACCAAGAGACGCAUCGGUGAGGAACGCAAAACGGUUCUGCAAAAAGACUCGAUGGUCUCUACGGCGGAUCACCGACAACUGCUGAACAAGCACAAGCGGCUGUCGAUCGCCAGGGACCCGGACGCGCAACUGGAAAGUGUAUUGAACACGACGCCAGAGCAAGCACCACCGCCGGUGGCCGCGGAACCCGACCGCGUCGAAACCGUUCAGCAGAGGAGGACGCCUUCGCCUCCGAAGAUCCGACCGAAACCGAACAGUUCGUUUCUGCACGGCCGCAAGGGACCGGAGAUGGCUCCGCCGGCGGUGCCGCAACCGUCGUUGGUCGCCGCGGAACCCGUCGAGCGCCCACCCGUCCACGACGAGCCCGCCGAACGCGCUGACGAUGAACCGCGGUCGAGCUUUUUGCACGCGUACAAGUCGAAACCGACGGCCAACGGUGGUGUGCACGACAACUACAACUACAUCGACGGCGGUGGCCAGCAGCCGCAGGCCAUCUACGAGGAGCUGCUGUGCGACAUACAGAUGUCAGCCGCGCGGACGGGUGACGCGCCGGACCCAUCACCGCUGCCGGACGUGGUGGCCGAGUGUUCGUACUACGACGGCGCCAACGAGCACCACUACACGACGAUCGAUUGCGGCGAGCUGAACAUCUACGACGACGUGGUGGUCCCCGCGGCCGUGCUCGAGAACCGGCAGCGGCCACCGGCCACGUCCGACGAGGACGGCAGCUACGAGACGGUACAAACGCCGCCACCGUUGCCGUCCGCGCCCCAGGUGCCCGCGGUCACGACCCCUCCCGCGGCCGCGGCGCGCGACGGCGACGGCGACCAGUACGGCCUUCCGGACAAGAAACCGAUGGCGGCCGACAACUGUUCGCUGGAAAUCGACAACAGCAUUUACGGGCUGAAUGCCCCUUCGGAGUCCACUUCGUCCGGUGUCACGUCUGAUAGCGUCAGCGCUGAUCGAAAUAGCAAAUUUGACUUAGAUGAAGAAUGGGUCGACGUAGAUAACACUUCGGAUGAACUUCAAGAAAUUAUUGUGUUUCGUCAAAAGCCCAAGAUUAACGACACAACCACGAAAGGGUGGUCAAUACAAGUUCGGAAACAGUUGACCAAAGCUUACGAAAUCAAAGAAAAGACAAAUACCAUUAGCCAAGAAAUACCGGAAGAAAUCUACGCCGAUUAUGACUCAUUUGAAUCCGACGACUCGUGGGACGAUUGUAAGGAUGGUGUCAAUAUCAAACGAGUGCCGUACCCUUGUGAAAAUCGUGAUCUACCAGCUCCGCCAAGUCAGCAGAACAUCUACGGACUUGUGCCACUGGUCAAAAAGGCUGGAAACCGGAUGAAAAAGCGGUGGUCGUUCGGAUCCCUUGGUUUAAACCGAAUACGGAAAUUGAGCGUGGGCCAUUUAGCGACUGAUUUCGGCAACAAAACUUACGGAAGCACGUCGGACAAAUCGACUGAAAACAAAUUCAAUCCGUCGGCAAAACGCAACAGUCUGUCGUCUUCGAUUUUCUACCUGAACGAUUCUAUAUACAAUAACAUAGAAAAUGGUCAGAUACGUGCGCCCGUCAGGAAUGCGAGCAAACCGCCUUCGUCCGUCGAUUCGCGACGUCUAAGCGUGGCCAGACCCAGUUCACCACCGCCACCACCACCGCCACUUCCGCCACCAGUUAAACGGCACUCGACUGGAAGCAACGCUUACGACGGUUCAUUGCCCCGUUCGAUCAGCAAUUCCAAAGGCAGGCCGGUGUUGGACAAGAGUAACACCGUCGAAUCGGUAUCUGAAAACGGUUCCAAUCACGGUUCCGACUUGUACAUGCGAUUCGCCGACGAGCCUUUGUAUCAAUUCUACGCUGCCGAUAUAUCCGAACGUACGAAAAGCGUUUUCGCGGGUGACAUGAUGGAAGAGUGUGACGGCUACGAAGAGAUCAGCUCGAUUACAAGCAGACCGUCAGCUCUAGAGUUGAUAACGCCAUGUCCGUCUGGGCACGGACAACACCGAUCUUUAUGGUGCGAAGUUCCAGAAGUAAAAAAUAGUGGCAUUAUAGAUACGCUAAAACCACGAGAGCGAAAGUUGCAAGAAGCCAAGUUUGAAUUAAUCACGUCCGAAGCGUCUUAUUUUAAGUCUCUGACCGUACUCGAGAAGCAUUUCGUAAAUAGUUAUUCAAUGAACGACGAGACGAUACUAAGUAAAAACGAUCGAAAGAUUCUUUUUGGAAAUGUUAAUCCAGUGCGGAAAUGUUCCGAAAAGUUAUUAGCGGCCUUAGAAAAAUGUUGGCAAGAUAACAUACUUCUCAAAGGUCUUUGCGAGAUUUUAUAUACACAUUCCAAAGAAAACUUUGAAGUUUUCGUAAGAUAUUGCUCAAAUCAAAUUUAUAUAGACCGUACAUUGAAAACACUAAGAGAAAAAAAUUUUAAAUUCAAUGAAGCUUUACACAGACUGGAAUCAGAUACCAAGUGCCAAUCACUUUCUCUUCACUCGUUCCUAAUGUUACCUAUGCAAAGAAUAACUAGAUUACCCCUACUCGUGGAUGCAAUUUUAUCACAAAUGGAUUCUUCUGACAAUUCUUUGGAAUAUCAAAUGUGUGAAUUAACUUUAGCUUCUUUAAAUAGUAUUGUACAAAAUUGUAAUGAAAGUACUAGAAAAUUAGAACGUUACGAAGAAAUGUUGCUAUUGAGCAGACAAUUAGAAUUUUCUAGCAAAAAAGAAAUUAAAGCCAUGUCUGUAGCUUCCAGUUCACGUUGGUUAGUGCGUUCAGGUUCCAUGUUGCAUUUGACUAGUCCUGAUGCUAAAUUGACGUUUAGUCGAAAAUUAAUACGACCAACUAAAUUGUACUUCUUCCUAUUCAACGAUAUGUUUUUCAUAGCGAAACGCAAAAGUGAUGAAAGCUAUACAGUGGUGGAUUAUUGCGCAAGAAAUUUCGUACAAAUGGUCGACGCGACUGAAUUAGUUAUUACUUCAUCCUACAAGAAUCUUCUAAUGUUAACUAUUUUAGAAAACCAUGAAGCAAAGACUAUUGAAAUGUUAUUAAGUUGUGAUUCUGAAUCUUCCAAAAAACGAUGGAUUGAAGCAAUGUCACCUCCUAUUAGUUCCAAUCCUGACGAAACAUUGUACAAUGAAUGGGACUGCCCACAAGUAUAUUCUGAGCAUCCAUACACAGCCGUUCAGCCCGAUGAACUUUCGUUACAGAGUGGAGAUAUUGUCAAAGUUCUAACUAAAAUGAAUGAUGGAUGGUACCAUGGUGAGCGAAUUCGUGAUGGUGAGAAAGGAUGGUUUCCAGGUAAUUAUACAUCAGAAAUAGCAUCACAACAUGCUAGAGCGAAAAAUCUAAAACAACGUUACCGCUUAUUGGCAAUGUCUGGGAGUUACCUGCAGUCUCAACAAGAUAAAAUUAAGAAAAAGUAGUUAAAUUAUUUAAAUCCCAUUUUUUGUUAUUUUUACUUCACAUUUCUUUAUUGAAAGAAAGAAACACUUAGAAGUGUAAUUAAUAAGCUGUAUUAUAAUAUACUUUAAAUGCUUAUCUAAAAAAAUAUACAAUAUAUAUUAAAAACAAAUAUGUAUCAAAUUUAUAACAUAGUUUGUACGUUUUUAAUCGGAGCCAGUAGACAAACAAAAUAAUAUCUUUUACAUUUUAUAAAAAUACCUGAUGUGUUAAGGCUAAUUAUUGUUUUAUUUAUUGUAUUUGAUUUAAAAUCUAUUUAUCAUUUUGUAUAUUUACCUUACCUCGACAAGGUUAAAUGGUUAACCUCGCUCAUUUAAUUUUAAAU